AUGUCGAUAGUGGAGGCGUCGAAAUCCGUAGGAGAUAUCAUUUACUGCUGUAAUGAAUCUGUUAUAAGCAAUAAUGAAAAGCCCAUGACUGUCAGUGAGAUAUUGUCGAUAGUGGAGUUCUUGGCGUACUAUCUUUCUGUGUGGCAAAACCACGUUCCUCCCUCCUCAUUCGGCUGUACUGUGAUCACAGUUGGAGCAGUGACACUUGCUGCCUACGUUCUCUUUCCUCAAUCAAAGAGAAUCGGAGGCGUUCCAGUGUUUAACGCGUUGUCGAGAGGCACCUAUGAUCCUACUAAAGAGCCUCCCUUCGUCACAAAUUUUCGUCGUUACCUAAAAAUGGGCCGAAUAUAUGGAUCAUAUGUAUUGAAUCCGUUUCGUGUCGUGAACUUGAGCAUCGCUCAUCCAAAGAUCUUACGAGAGAUGUUACAGAGUAACUACCACGUGUUUGAUCGAGGACAUCCUAUUUUCAAGAUAUGGUAUGAUGUAGCAGGUGGACUGGUAUAUCAGUCUAAUGGAAAGGAAUGGUCUGAAGCUCGCGCCUUAUUCCAACCAUUCUUCACAAUGUCACAUAUGCGUCUCGUCAACCCCCUGCUCGAGGAAAAUUUCGCAAUGCUGAUGCACAAGUUUGAAGAGGCAAACAUCAAACACCCCGAAGGAUUUGACGCACAAGAAUAUUUCUUGAUGGCAACGUUUGACAAUAUUUCUCAAUUGACAUUUGGCGCUAGUACCAAAACACUUGAGAAUGAAGGUUCAGCCUACUUGUCUGCUUUUGAGUUUAUCAUGGUCGAUGCAAUGAGAAUGUUUAUAAAUCAGUUCCGUCUGUUUUACCCCUCAUCAUGGAAUGCUCCGUCCAAAAAAUAUACAGACGCUGUAGCCCUCAUUCGAUCACUUUGCUACGACAAGAUUGACGAGUUUGCUGCUAAAGGAGAACUAGAAGGCUUCCAACAGUCGAUAUUGGGCACGAUACUAAAGAAGGGAGCAAUACCAGCUUGGAUGGAUCGUGAACAUAUGACUACCCAUUUGGUGACGCUCCUCUUUGCAGGUCACGACACCACUUCCAAUUUACUUACGUUCGCAAUACAUUUUGCUGCCACAUACCCUGAAUACCAAGAAAUGAUUCGACAAGAAGCUAUAACCACUUUUGGCAAAGAUGGUCCGAUAACUGUCGACAAGCUGGAAUCGUUGAAGUUUGUGAAUGCUUUCAUCAAGGAAACUUUGAGAUUAAGGCCUAGUGGUCCUGAGCUCGGUCGUGUGACGAACGACAAUGUACAUUUAGAAUGGGAGGAGAAUGGUGAAAAGCUUACGGUCGAUUUACCACCACGAUCAAUUGUUUCGUACUCGAUCUAUGCUGCUAGCCACCAUCCUCUGCAUUAUCCUGACAGACCUGAAGAGUUUGAUCCACGUCGUUUCUUGGAUGACCCCAUUGGUGGCGGAACUUCAGUAUACGCCUUUAUACCGUUCUCAUAUGGGCCACGAAGGUGUCUGGGUGAGCGACUAGCCUUAAUGGAGGCAAGGUGGAUUCUGUGUGACGUCAUGCGUCGAUGGAAGGUGGUCCCAGCUGCAAAUUGGACUGUGAAAAUGGAACAAGCUGGAAAUAUGAGAGCAAAUGCAGUCAAAAUUCAACUUCAUCCACUUUGA
Messenger RNA from Synchytrium microbalum, 1638 nucleotides. RefSeq lists its product as uncharacterized. The transcript has 12 exons. Lineage: Eukaryota; Fungi; Chytridiomycota; Chytridiomycetes; Synchytriales; Synchytriaceae. Bases 1 to 1638 code for a protein of 545 amino acids. Gene Ontology annotation, molecular function: monooxygenase activity; iron ion binding; heme binding. The record is from RefSeq and is a predicted model, not a curated record.